Molecule: messenger RNA, 1632 nt
Organism: Chlamydomonas reinhardtii
Lineage: Eukaryota; Viridiplantae; Chlorophyta; Chlorophyceae; Chlamydomonadales; Chlamydomonadaceae
Exons: 5
Coding region: 203-1273 (356 amino acids)
Biological process (GO): translation
Cellular component (GO): ribosome; mitochondrial small ribosomal subunit
Molecular function (GO): small ribosomal subunit rRNA binding; structural constituent of ribosome
Source: RefSeq, a predicted model, not a curated record
GCUACUACAUUAUUACAAUCCUGUGCGCGCAAUACUGGUUGAAACAGAGAGAGUACUAAGAAACCCGGUUUGCGUGCUUCUUCAAUUCUAUGUGCAUAUACGUAAAGCCAUAAACAUUCAAGCACAAAUACAAAUCAUGUCCAGGCUUGGUGCGGCCGUUCGCGCGUUAUCGGGCUUGCAGCACCUCCGAGCUUGUGCUGAGAUGCCCGCAUGUUCAGGCCUACAUGCACACGCAGAUCAGCAGUCUAGCCUGCUUCAACUCCUUGCACAAAGAAAGGGAGCGUACUCUGGACGGCCCGACAUCAAUCAGCAAAGUCGUGGCUUUGCCUCCAGCGCUGGCAGCGACAAUUCCAGUAGCGGCCAGCAGGCAGCGGGGCUAGAGUCGGAGCGGUUAGCGCCGACAACGCGGCUGCAAGACCUGGUCGCAGGCGCGACGGAGCGCAUCGCGCAGAAGCAGGUGGGCACGCUGGGUCAGCUGCCGGAGCAGCUCGCGGCGGAGGCCGCCUCCCUGGAGCACCAGCUCGCCAGCAGCUCCGGCCGCAGCGGCCACACACACGACCUCGACGGCGCGGGCGCACUGGCGGACCGCUUGGCGUCAGCCGCAGCCGCAGGGGGCCCCGAUGGCCGAGCCGGCGGCGCCGACGGCGCCGCCGUCACGGCCGGCCAGCGGCUGCUGCACAACAAGUAUGGGUAUGCGGCGCUGGGCGGAGUGGUGCCCGACGGCGGGGAGAUGAUGGCGGCGGCGGGGCCGGCGGCGGUGCUGCGGUCGGUGACGGCGGCGCAGCCGCGGCUGCACCCGCGCCGCCGCUUCCAGCCGGGGCAGACAUAUGAGCCGCAGGACCUCAACCCCUACUCCAGCGCCUCGCCCGAAUCGCGGCAACGGGGUGUGGGGGUGGCGGUGCCGCGGCCCUCGGUGGCUGAGGUGCUCGAGAAGGCGGACUACAAGAAUGUGGCCUUCCUCACGCGCUGGUUCCUGUCGCCCGCCGGCCGCCUGCUGCCGCGCCGCCAGACGCGGCUGCCGGUCGCCGUGCACAAGCACGUGUCACGCCAGGUGCGAUUGGCGCGGCACAUGGGCCUCAUUGCCGGCGAGGCCCGGCUGGACAAGACGCACGUGCAGGCGCUGCGGGAGGUGGAGGCGGCGCAGCUGCUGGCGGGCAGGCUGGUGGCGGGGGCGGAGGCGGGGGCACAGCAGCAGGCGGCGGCAGGCGCGGGGGCGGGGGCGGGGGCGGCGCCGCGUCAGCGCUACAAUGAGCUGUUGGAUUUCGGGGCAUAGAGGGGGUCCAAGUGUUUGUGUCCGUGUGGGUUGGAGCAGGUUGGAGGUUGGACACGUUCUUACCGGGUGGAUAUUGCGAGGCUGCGCUAGGCAGGUGCGACGGACGUAUUCAGCGCAGGUAGGACGGGGAGGAGGACAGUGGAUUGGCCCUAGCAAUGUGGUUGCUGGCAGCUUUUGCUUUUGGGUGGAGCAGUAGAGCUCCGCGAGCAAUGACAGCCCGCUCAGUGCGGGAGCACAACCGCUGGGGAGGCGUUUUGGAAGGGUUCCACCGAAUGGUUGGCACAAUGCGGCACAAUGGUCGUCUAAAGUUGCGCAUGAUAACUAUAAUUGUUCUUGAACAGUCACUGGAUAGCUUCAAC